Molecule: messenger RNA, 613 nt
Organism: Uranotaenia lowii
Lineage: Eukaryota; Metazoa; Arthropoda; Insecta; Diptera; Culicidae
Product: larval cuticle protein A2B-like
Exons: 2
Coding region: 66-539 (157 amino acids)
Cellular component (GO): extracellular matrix
Source: RefSeq, a predicted model, not a curated record
UAUCAGUUGAGCAAUAGCAUUAGUUCCGAUCAUUUGUUCUACUAGAACCAUUCCAAUCCUCUAAAAUGGCUUUCAAAUUCCUGGCUCUGUGCGCCCUGGUUGCUGCCGCUAGUGCUGCUGUCCUCCCAUUGGCUGUUCUGAAGCAUGACGAUCAUCACGAUGCUCCAGCUGAGUACCACUUUGCUUACUCCGUGCAUGAUGAUCACACCGGAGACAUCAAGAGCCAACAGGAAGAACGUCACGGAGACGAUGUCAAGGGACAGUACACCCUGAUCGAUGCCGAUGGUUACAAGCGCAUUGUGGACUACACCGCCGAUGAACACAACGGAUUCAACGCUGUCGUCCGACGUGAACCAGUCCAGGGACACAAGAUCGUGAAGACCGUCACUCCUGUUCUGACCAAGGUUGCCGUCCCAGUUGCUCACCACUACGUUGCUCCCGUUGCCAAGGUUGCCAUCCCGGUCGCCAAGGUUGCUGUCCCAACUGCCCACCUUUCCACUGUUAGCUUCUCGGCCCCAAGCCUGAGCUACCACUAUUAAGAUGACUGACUGCGCUGGGACGAUCUCUGUUUUUGUUGAUUGUUUGAAAUAAAAAUGAUAGCUCAAUUUUAAAA